CGCGAUCUCGCCACCGCUCUCAAUAACCGCGGGCAGAUCAAAUACCUCCGGGUGGACUUCGACGCCGCCAUGGAGGAUUACACGGCCGCCAUCCAGAGCCAGCCCGUCUUCGAGGUGCCCUACUACAACCGCGGCCUCGUGCUCUACCGGCUAGGAUGCUUUGAUGAGGCCAUGAAAGAUUUCAGGAAAGUUUUAGAGUUGAACCCUCAGUUUGAAGAUGCUGCAUUAAGUCUAAAACAGGCUAUUCUUGACAAAGAAGAAAAACAAAAGCGAGGUUAUUGAAGAUGUGGUUAAUGGUGUGAACAUGUUUUACUGAACACUUAAGUGAUUUUUGUCAUUGAUGGAUGAAAGAGGAUCAUUUAUUUACGUUCGCUAUACUUGACUGAAGAAACGUCAUUCUGGGGUAAAUAAUGUUAAAAAUGUAUUGUAAUUUUAAAAUAAACUAUUUUUAGAUAUUUU
Messenger RNA from Meleagris gallopavo (turkey), 459 nucleotides. The record is from RefSeq and is a predicted model, not a curated record. NCBI's taxonomy places the organism in Eukaryota, Metazoa, Chordata, Aves, Galliformes, Phasianidae.